Molecule: messenger RNA, 318 nt
Organism: Phanerochaete carnosa HHB-10118-sp
Lineage: Eukaryota; Fungi; Basidiomycota; Agaricomycetes; Polyporales; Phanerochaetaceae
Exons: 1
Coding region: 1-318 (105 amino acids)
Source: RefSeq, a predicted model, not a curated record
AUGUCUAAGACAGCGAAAGGAACCGUCGUCGCCAACCAACAAAACACGUUCCAAGCAACGUUCACUACCGCUGACGGAUUCACGCGCACUUUCAGUGCCACCAUCAAUCCCCCCGUUCCUAAGUUUAGGAUUGAUGACGCGAACCUGACCUACAACGACGAGGAUCAGUUGACCGGCACAGACAACUAUUACGGCACAAUCGGGACUGACAUCGACAUUGCCCUUGCGAAAGGGCCCACUAUUACUGGGAAACUUGUCAAUCCCAUGGUACCAACCAACAGCAUCAUCGGUGGUGGUCCUUGGGGUAUGAGCUCGUAG